Messenger RNA from Folsomia candida, 2481 nucleotides. RefSeq names its product hexokinase-1. Gene Ontology annotation, cellular component: cytosol; mitochondrion. Gene Ontology annotation, molecular function: glucokinase activity; mannokinase activity; ATP binding. Bases 750 to 2159 code for a protein of 469 amino acids. NCBI's taxonomy places the organism in Eukaryota, Metazoa, Arthropoda, Collembola, Entomobryomorpha, Isotomidae. The transcript has 9 exons. Gene Ontology annotation, biological process: intracellular glucose homeostasis; glycolytic process; glucose 6-phosphate metabolic process. The record is from RefSeq and is a predicted model, not a curated record.
UUGCUGCUUAUUACUCAGUCUUAACGAACUGCAUCAUCGCAUAAGUUUUCCGUUCACAAUAUUGUUAUUAUUAUUACAUAUUAACUCACAUAGAUUUCUACGUGCAUAGUUUGGCUGGUUUGGUGGUCAUGUCCCAGUUUACUUAGGAACUUGAACCUGCUCCGGUUAGGUUUAUCAUCUCUCUCUCUCUCUGCGUGUGACUAUAUUGGUUUGUAUAUGAUCAUCAUCGCCCUCGCUGCUCAGAAAGUUUGCUAUUGCGACCUUGGGGAAUUGGCGAAUAGUUGUGAAACCUGCUCAUCAUGUCUCAUAUAUCUUCCACCAAGCCAUCACCACCAUCUCCGCUUCUUUUAGAGUUUCAUUUUACACUGUAAAGAAAGGCAAGCGACCCUGCUGCAUGGUUGGCCUUGUCAUUAUUUUAUUACUUAUCAAGUGGUUGGGAAGAAGCGGUUAUCUAAUUCAUCGAUCAUCUCAUGCUCUUCAGAAUAAUCUGGUGUGUGUACGAGUGUUUUGGGUCUGUUCUGUAAAAACUACAAAAUCUGGUCGUGUUACUGAGGCCAUUCUUGCUUUGGCUGGAGAGAAAUAAGGUGGUGGUUUGUGUGUGAGUUGUGAUUUCAUUGUAGCGUUACGAGUUUACUACACUAAUCAAUUUCAGCUACGUUAUAUUUCCUUAGUGGCUAAUUUGACCGUAAUUGAGUCAUACAUACGAUACGCUGUGCUCUAGGACCAAGUGAAUAGAGAAGUAUUGCACAAUGUCUCCAAACGCAGAAUCUAAAGAGAUUGAGAAUAUACCCGGAUUGGAGAAAGUGGAUCCUGUCAAGGUGGAAAAGUAUGAAAAGCUGACAAAUCCACUAAAACUAAAUGACGAGACAAUGCUCAAAAUUCGCAAAAUCUUUGAGGAUGAGAUGGACCUUGGGUUGCAAGUGAAUCCGAAAGGUUGUCUGCAAAUGGCCAACACCUACAUUCCUCAACUUCCCGACGGUUCUGAGGAGGGAGAGUACCUGGCCCUCGACCUUGGUGGCACCAACUUCCGCGUUCUCCUGCUAAAAUUAGAGCAUGGAAAAAUGGCAGAUCCCAUAGUCAAGCACUUUCACGUCCGUGAGGACAUUCGACUUGGGAAAGGAGAAGCAAUGUUUGACUUUCUAGCAUCAUGUAUUCACCAAUUCCUAGAAUCCAACAACAUGUUGUCACGAAAGCUGCCGCUGGGCUUUACGUUUUCCUUUCCCAUGUAUCAAAAGAGCCUUAGCUGUGCACAUCUCGUGUCGUGGACGAAAUCGUUUAAUUGCGAAGGAGUUGUGGACCAGGAUGUGGUGAAAAUGUUGAAUGACGCGAUCCACAGGAGGGGCGAUUUACAAGUGGAAGUGGCUGCGAUCUUGAACGAUACUACGGGCACUCUCAUCAACGGGGCGUAUCUGGAUGGAACGUGCAGCAUUGGGCUGAUAUUGGGGACGGGAAGCAAUGCCUGCUAUUUGGAGAAAGUUGAGCGAGUCAAGAACUGGGAGGGAGAAAAACCGUCCGACAUCAAAGAAGUGAUAAUCGACAUAGAAGACGGUGCAUUCGGCGACAAUGGUGUCAUCGACUUUAUAAAAACCGAAUACGAUCGAGAAGUUGACAAUAAAUCUCUGCUAGUAAAUUCCUUUACGUUCGAGAAGUACUUUGCCGGUCAAUACAUUGGUGACAUUGUUCGCGUAAUAUUGGUCAAGUUGGCUCAAGAGGGGAUAAUCUUUGGGGGAAAGUUGUCCACGAAGUUGCUAACGCAUCAGUGUUUUAAUGCCAGCUUAUUGUCGUCUGUUGAACAAGACUCUAUUCAAAUGACAACGACAAACUGUAGGAAAAUUUGUCAAGAUUUGGACUUGGAGUAUGACGAUGAAGAUAUCGCGAUUUUGAAACACAUUUGCUACAUUGUUUCUGACCGGGCAGCUAAACUAGUAUCCAUAACGCUGGCAUCUUUGUUGGACAGGAUGGAUAAACCUGGUCUUGUCACUAUUGCAAUUGAUGGAUCUCUGUACAAGCAUCAUCCACGGCUGGAUGCCCUGCUGAAAAAAUAUAUAGCAAAGUUUGCUCCAAACAGACAGUUCUGCUUGAUGUUGGCUGAAGAUGGGAGUGGGAAAGGGGCCGGAUUAACCGCAGCAAUUGCACAACGACUCAGAAAAAGCAACUAAUUAUUUUUCAACUAUAUUUACAAUAUGUUUGAUACGUAUGUACUAAUAAAAUAUGAAUGCAUAUGAUGGUCAAUUAAUUAUGUAUUCGAGCAACGGGAGAGACUGCAAUUUAAAAUCAAUUAGUACAAAAUCAAUACGACGACGGACGACCAUGAAUAAUUCGUACCUGUAACGAAAUAAGUGUAAACUUAAGUCAGUGUGACUAAUUAUGAGAUUUAGUGCGAUUUUUAUUUCAUUAUUGCGUAAAAUUUUGUCUAAAAAGUUGUAUAAAAAUGACUAGGUGUGUCAAUCAUAUAAAAUAAACACUUUAAAUUUUGAAAGG